AUGGUGUACCUAUUCCACACAGUGGCCCUGAGAGACAUGUCGGGGCUGUCAGACAUUAGAGCUUCGGCAGGGCACCUCACACAGGUUCUCAAAGGUGAGCAAACUGAGGCCCAGUGGCUCAGUGGUCUACUCAGGUUCACAGCACUGGUACGGUUCCUGGAGCAGCAGAACCAGGUGCUGGAGACCAAGUGGGAGCUGCUGCAGGAGCUGGACCUGAACAACUGCAAGAAGAACCUGGAGCCCAUCUUUGAGGGCUAUACCAGCAACCUGCGGAAGCAGCUGGAGACGCUGUCUGGGGACAGGGUGAGGCUGGACUCAGAGUUGAGGAGCAUGCGGGACCUGGUGGAGGACUACAAGAAGAGAUAUGAGGUAGAGAUUAACCAGCGCACAGCCGCCGAGAAUGAGUUUGUGGUGCUCAAGAAGGAUACAGAUGUAGCCUACACAGUCAAGGUGGAGCUUCAGGCCAAAGUGGACUCUCUGGACAAAGACAUCAAGUUCCUCAAGUGUCUGUACGAUGCGGAGAUUGCCCAGAUCCAGACUCACGCCAGUGAGACUUCUGUCAUCCUGUCCAUGGACAACAACCGGGACCUGGACCUUGACAGCAUCAUUGCUGAGGUCCGUGCCCAUUAUGAGGAAGUCACCCUGAAAAGCAAGGCUGAGGCCGAGGCCCUGUACCAGAGCAAGAUCCAGGAGCUGCAGCUGGCAGCCGGCCAGCACGGUGAUGACCUCAAACACACCAAAAACGAGAUUUCAGAGCUGAACCGGCUCAUCCAGAGGAUCCGGUGUGAGGUUGCCAACGUGAGGAAGCAGACUUUUUCUAUGUCCAACAAAACUGCCCCAUUUCCCCUUCAGUGUGCCAACCUGGAGACGGCCAUCGCUGACGCCGAGCAGCGGGGGGACAAUGCCCUGAAGGACGCCCGGGCCAAACUGGACGAGCUGGAGGGCGCCCUGCACCAGGCCAAGGAGGAGCUGGCCCGGAUGCUGCGCGACUACCAGGAGCUCCUGAGCCUGAAGCUGGCCCUGGACAUGGAGAUCGCCACCUACCGCAAGCUGCUGGAGGGAGAGGAGUGCAGGAUGUCUGGUGAGAACCCCUCCUCUGUGAGCAUAUCCGUCAUCAGCAGCAGCAGCAGCUACGGCUACCACCCCAGCUCUGUGAGUGCUGACCUCGGGGCUGGCGGUGUGGCAGGCAGCUCUGGCAGCUCCCGAAGUGGGCAGACCAGGACCAAAGGGGCACGCGUGGGAGACCUCAAGGACUCCCAGGGCAAGGGUGCCCCAGUCAGCACCUCAGCCAGGAAAGCCACACGAUAA
Molecule: messenger RNA, 1308 nt
Organism: Galeopterus variegatus (Sunda flying lemur)
Lineage: Eukaryota; Metazoa; Chordata; Mammalia; Dermoptera; Cynocephalidae
Product: keratin, type II cytoskeletal 74-like
Exons: 11
Coding region: 1-1308 (435 amino acids)
Biological process (GO): keratinization; intermediate filament organization
Cellular component (GO): keratin filament
Molecular function (GO): structural constituent of skin epidermis
Source: RefSeq, a predicted model, not a curated record